UGCCGUUUCGGGAGAAAAAAUUUCGCAUUCGAUUUACCCUUUGGAUAAAAUUCAGUUUUUCACCGCGAAAAAGUGCUCGCAAGUGGCGGAAACCAGUGCUCAACUGUUCAGCAGCGGGCGGAACAAUGUCGGCACCAAUAGAAAUUCCGCUCCGGGACACGGACGAGGUCAUCGAGCUCGAUCCGGAACAGCUACCAGAGGGGGAAGAAGUGUUGGGAAUAUUGCGACAGGAGCGUUCCCAGCUUAAUACUUGGGUGACCGUUGCGCUUGCCUAUUAUAAGCAAAACAAGACAGAUGAUUUCAUCAAGAUACUGGAAGCAUCCCGAAUCGAUGCAAACAUCUCGUAUAGGGACUUCGAGAAAGAUCAGAUGCGUGCGUACGACAUGUUGGCCGCGUACUACGUACAGGAAGCGAACAGGGAAAAGUCCAAGGACAAGAAGAGGGAGCUGUUCAUGAAGGCGACGCAUUUGUACACGACGGCCGACAAGAUCAUUAUGUACGAUCAGAACCAUUUGCUGGGUCGGGCUUACUUCUGCCUCUUGGAAGGGGACAAAAUGGAGCAAGCUGAUGCACAGUUCAAUUUCGUGCUGAAUCAGUCGCCGUCGAACAUCCCAUCCCUGUUGGGUAAGGCUUGUAUUGCAUUCAACAAAAAGGACUACCGAGGUGCUUUGGCAUUCUACAAGAAGGCGCUUCGAACGAAUCCUAAUUGUCCGGCUGCGGUGCGUCUCGGAAUGGGACACUGCUUCCUGAAGGUGAACAACCAGGAGAAGGCAAAGCUGGCUUUCCAACGGGCUCUGGAAUUGGAUCCACAGUGCGUGGGAGCGCUCGUUGGUUUGGCUAUUUUGAAGCUGAAUCUCCACGAACCGGAAUCGAAUCGUGUUGGCGUUCAAAUGCUUUCCAAAGCGUACACUAUCGAUUCGACCAAUCCGAUGGUGUUGAACCACUUGGCGAAUCAUUUCUUCUUCAAAAAGGACUACCAGAAGGUGCAGCAUUUGGCAUUGCAUGCGUUCCACAAUACGGAAAACGAAGCAAUGCGAGCGGAAAGUUGUUACCAGUUGGCUCGGGCUUUUCAUGUACAACGGGACUACGAUCAGGCUUUCCAAUACUACUAUCAAUCGACGCAGUUUGCUCCGGUUAAUUUUGUGCUUCCUCAUUUUGGACUGGGACAGAUGUACAUCUACAGAGGGGAUUCGGAGAAUGCCGCUCAAUGUUUCGAGAAAGUGCUGAAAGCCCAACCCGGCAACUAUGAAACGAUGAAGAUCCUCGGAUCGUUGUACGCCAGCUCGUCUUCCCAAUCGAAGCGGGACAUUGCCAAGAACCAUCUGAAGAAGGUCACUGAGCAGUUUCCAGAUGACGUGGAAGCUUGGAUUGAAUUGGCCCAAAUUUUAGAACAGAACGACCUGCAGGGCUCACUGCAAGCCUAUGCAACCGCAACGCAUAUCCUGACCGAAAAGGUGAGAGCAGAUAUUCCACCGGAAAUUUUGAACAACGUUGCAGCGCUGCACUAUCGCUUGGGCAAUCUGAGCGAGGCAAUGACCAAGCUGGAGAUGGCCAUUGAAAGAGCGAAACUUGAAGCCCAGCACGAUUCACAAUACUACGAUUCUAUUUCGGUCACGAUGACCUACAACUUGGCCCGGUUGAACGAAGCGAUGGCUUCCUUCGACAAGGCCGAUAAGCUCUACAAGGACAUUCUUAAGGAACAUCCCAACUACAUUGAUUGCUACUUGAGACUCGGUUGUAUGGCUCGUGAUAAGGGUCUUAUUUUCGUCGCAUCCGAUUUCUUCAAGGAUGCCCUGAAGAUCAACAUGGAAAAUCCGGACACGCGUUCAUUGCUGGGUAAUUUGCAUUUGGCCAAGAUGCAGUGGACUCUUGGACAGAAGAAUUUCGAAACGAUUCUGAAGAAUCCAGCCACCUCGAGCGAUGCCUAUUCGUUGAUUGCGUUGGGCAACUUUUGGCUGCAGAGCUUGCAUCAACCUAGCAAGGACAAGGAGAAGGAGAAGAAACAUCAGGAGAAAGCCCUGGCCAUCUACAAGCAGGUGUUGCGAAAUGAUCCGAAAAACAUCUGGGCUGCCAAUGGAAUCGGGGCUGUAUUGGCCCAUAAAGGAUGCAUUAUCGAGGCGCGUGAUAUAUUCGCCCAGGUUCGCGAAGCAACGGCUGACUUUUGCGACGUGUGGCUCAACAUUGCACACAUCUACGUCGAGCAGAAGCAGUACAUCAGCGCGAUUCAGAUGUACGAGAACUGUCUGAAGAAGUUCUACAAGCACAACAAUGUGGACGUGAUGCAGUAUCUGGCGCGUGCGUAUUUCCGUGCCGGUAAGCUGAAGGAAGCGAAAAUGACCCUGCUCAAGGCCCGUCGCGUUGCUCCGCAAGAUACAGUUCUGUUGUUCAACAUUGCCCUGGUGUUGCAACGGUUGGCCAUGAUGGUCCUGAAGGAUGAGAAAUCCAUUCUGAGUGUUGUCCUGCAAGCGGUUCAUGAGCUGGGGUUGGCUCACAAGUACUUCAACUAUCUGUCGAUCCAUGGCGACAAAACACGCUACAAUAUUACUUUGGCAGCGUCCGAAGCUAGCCAAUGUCAGGAUCUGUUGCAGCAAGCCCAGUACCAUGUGUCUCGUGCCCGCAAGAUCGACGAAGAAGAAAGAUCACUGCGCCAGAAACAGGAACAGGAACGCGAAGAAUUCAAACGGCGCCAGAUGGAUGAGCGCACUCGUAUGGAGGAGAUGCGUCGCAAGGCGCACGAAGAUAUGAUGACCAGACGUCAAGAGUACAAGGAGAAAACCAAGAAUGCCCUGUUCUUCGUCGAGAGCGGACCAGAUCCAACAAAGAAGAAGGCCGGCAGAGGCCGGAAGGACUACAUUUCCGACUCGGAUGCUUCUGGGCCAGCGGGUAGUGGCGGAGAGGAUCGCAAACGCAAGGAACCGGGUGAGAAAAAGAAGCGGAAACCAGGAGGUGGGCGGAAGAAGAAGGAAAAGGCUCCCAAGGGGUCCGGUGGCUCCGACAGCGAAGAGGAUACAGGACCGAAGAAGCGAGGUCGCAAGAAGGGCUCUCUGGGUGCCAAAAAGCAGAAGCACAUGGAAGAUGGAUUAUCAUCCAAGCAAAAGUCGAGAAUCGUUUCCAAAGCCACGGUUUCCACUAGCGAAUCCGACAGCGACAGAAGCCGUCUCAAGAUUGCCAGUGGUGACGAAUCCGGUUCCGGCAAUAGUGGACCGUCAACUAAACGUAAACGCAGAAUCGCUUCUGGUUCGGAAAGUGGAUCCGAUAGGUCCCGGUCCCGGUCUCGCUCGAAAUCCGGCAGCCGGAGCCGUAGUGCUUCCCGUUCCGUGUCCAGAUCUCGAUCCAAGUCGAAGAGUCGUUCGCGUUCCCGAUCUAAGUCCGGAAGUCGUUCGCGAUCCGGUUCAAAAUCUCGCUCCGGCAGUCGCUCGCCAUCCCGUUCGAGAUCUCGCUCCGGCUCCGGUAGCCCUCAGGCAUCACCAAUUUCGAGGAAAUCAGUUUCGGGCUCGGGCUCGGAUUAAGUCAACCGUGGCUGCUGCAGUGCUUUCAUACAAUUUGUUAUGUCAUAAAAAUGGAACAUUAUGUCUUAUUCAACUUAUCGUAAUCAUAAUGAAUAAUAGUUCUUCACAAAACUAAGAAAAUUGACCCUCGGUAGACUUGCACAAGGUACCGGCAGCAAUGGAGUGUUUUAGUUUAUUCUUCAAGCAAGCAAAAAAAAAUGUGUCUGAUGUAAGUUUCUUGAUAUAUAAUACUGAAUAAAAUUAAAUUAGAAAUAGGA
Messenger RNA from Ochlerotatus camptorhynchus, 3766 nucleotides. It is a transcript of the gene Ctr9, whose product is annotated as RNA polymerase-associated protein Ctr9. The transcript is spliced from 5 exons. The record is from RefSeq and is a predicted model, not a curated record. Gene Ontology annotation, molecular function: RNA polymerase II complex binding. NCBI's taxonomy places the organism in Eukaryota, Metazoa, Arthropoda, Insecta, Diptera, Culicidae. Bases 126 to 3509 code for a protein of 1127 amino acids. Gene Ontology annotation, biological process: transcription elongation by RNA polymerase II; regulation of DNA-templated transcription. Gene Ontology annotation, cellular component: Cdc73/Paf1 complex.